This is a messenger RNA of Apodemus sylvaticus (European woodmouse), 1392 nucleotides long. RefSeq names its product retinol dehydrogenase 16. The transcript is spliced from 4 exons. Gene Ontology annotation, molecular function: oxidoreductase activity. The coding region runs from base 7 to 960 and encodes 317 amino acids. NCBI's taxonomy places the organism in Eukaryota, Metazoa, Chordata, Mammalia, Rodentia, Muridae. The record is from RefSeq and is a predicted model, not a curated record.
CAAGCCAUGUGGCUGUACCUGGUGGCACUGGUGGGCCUCUGGAAGCUCCUGCGCUUGUUCAGGGAGAGGCAGGUGGUGAGCCAUCUCCAGGACAAGUAUGUCUUCAUCACGGGCUGUGACUCAGGCUUUGGGAACCUGCUGGCCAGACAGCUGGACAGGAGAGGCAUGAGGGUCCUGGCUGCGUGUCUGACGGAGGAGGGAGCCGAGCAGCUGAGGAGCAAGACAUCUGACAGGCUGGAGACAGUGAUCCUGGAUGUCACCAAGACAGAGAGCAUUGUGGCAGCCACUCAGUGGGUGCAGGAGCGUGUUGGGAGCAGAGGACUCUGGGGCCUGGUCAACAACGCUGGCAUCGCCAUCCCCUCGGGUCCCAAUGAGUGGAUGAACAAACAGAACUUUGCAAGUGUCCUGGAUGUGAACCUGCUGGGCAUGAUCGAUGUGACUCUGAACAUGCUGCCCUUGGUGAGGAAGGCGAGGGGCCGUGUGGUCAACGUCUCCAGCAUCAUAGGACGAGUGUCUCUGGGUGGUGGUGGUUACAACAUCUCCAAGUAUGGUGUGGAGGCCUUCUCAGACUCCCUCAGGAGGGAGCUCUCCUACUUUGGGGUGAAGGUGGCUAUUAUAGAGCCUGGCUUCUUCCAGACUGUUGUGACCAGUGGUGCCGUGUUGUCCUCAAACGUCCAGAUGCUGUGGGACCAGACCAGCCCAGAAGUCAGGGAGAUCUAUGGCGAGAAAUACCUGGCAUCCAAUCUGAAAAUGCUAAACGGAUUGCACCAGUUAUGCAACAAGGACCUGUCUUUGGUGACGGACUGCAUGGAGCACGCUCUGACGUCCUGUCACCCUCGCACCCGAUACUCAGCUGGAUGGGAUGCCAAGCUCUUCUACCUCCCCUUGAGCUACAUGCCCACCUUUAUUUCAGAUGCCAUUAUCUACUGGGCUUCUGAAAAGCCCGAGAAAGCUCUGUGAAGUCUUUACCUAUGUGUAUAGUUGGGGAGAUGCAGGUACAGUGUAAGGGAGGGACUCCUCAGGAGACGGCAGGAGAGCAGAGGGAGGGAGGACAUUACUUGGGUUCUUAACCACACUCUUCAGCCUAUCGAUUUUCCUUUGAUGCCACUCAAGACUGAUGAUGACCAAAGAAAUAGCCAAAGAAUUCUGCCAAGGGAUUCAGACUGAAACAUGGUGGCUGUAGCACAGGCUCUGAACAGAAUGGCCUACCGUGAAGAUCCACACAAAUAAAUGAGGAGGUUGUGACCAGCUUGUGCCCAGCACUGCCCUGUGUCCUCCUCUGAAUGAAAUGCACAUGCCCUGGCUAGUUAAAACCCCUAUGCAGCAUGGAAGUGUCCCUGCUCUGAAGUCACCUGUGACCAUGGUGUGGGGUCUGAGGGGAGUCACUAUUAA